Molecule: messenger RNA, 8004 nt
Organism: Gryllus bimaculatus (two-spotted cricket)
Lineage: Eukaryota; Metazoa; Arthropoda; Insecta; Orthoptera; Gryllidae
Source: the annotation of a GenBank genome assembly
CUUGGGCCUGUGCAAGGAACGUAUCUGUAAUAUGUCCAUAGAAGGACUGCAAUGCAUUCUUACGGUGAAUCGAGUGAACCAUUUGCAGGUAGCGAUGUAUACCUGCCACAGGGUUGACAAUGCUUGACAACCUUGUGUACGAGCAAUUAUCUGUGUUAUUGUUUAAUGAUUAUCGAAUAUCCGCUUUCUUGCUUUGAAGACCCUCCACCAUCUUCAACGAAACGUAUGGGCGAAGAAUGUUCGUUAUAAUAGUGAAGGCCUCAGGAAUGGACAAAUAGUGUUUGAUUCAGGACUUUGCCUAAGUAAAUUGGCAACUACUGGGUCUCACUUCAAAUGUCAAACCUUGAUAUGCUUAUUUAGUUGACAUCUGGUUGACAUAUUUGUCAAAAAUUGGAACUGUGCUUGUGCGUGAAACUCGAUAAAGAUAAUUUGUGGUAGACUUUUCAUUUUUUUGUUUGCUAAGUGACUGACACACUAUUCUUGGAAGAGAAUACAAGAGCAUAAUAUUAUGUGAACAUAAGUUUACACACGAAUUAUCUCGGAACAAAAAAUAAUUAGUCACAGUAUAUUAAGGUCUAGUCCACUUAAUUUCCCCAAACUUGUUGGGAAAUGAGUUAUAUGACUUUGUUUGAAUGGCAUUGAUCUGUUCGGUCGAUUAUGGAUUUUCCAACCUUCUCUGUCAAUUGAUCGAAUAAUUAAUUUUAUUUACCGCUCAACCCCAAAGUGGCAAAGUAAAGGGGCUUUGUGGCAUUGUUUAUUCCCGAAUUGUUGUCUUCUGGGAUCAUAAUGAGUAUUGUCGGUAAUAUUUCUCAUAAAAAAUCGGGAAAUGUUGGAAAUGUAGCUGUAAGACAAGCGAAAACGCGAAAAGACAGUAUUUUAGAUGCAGAACCUCUAACAGAAGAGCAGUUACUCAAGAAAGGAAGUGUGUCUCCUGAUGAUGUUUUAAGACUACCACACAUUACUGAAAACUAUUUGUGUUCACCAGAAGCCAAUGUUUACGACAUCGACUUUACUCGCUUCAAGAUCCGUGAUCUUGAAACCGGCACCAUUCUCUUCGAAAUAGCUAAACCACCACCAGCUGAUACAGAAGACAAUGAACCGGACCCAGAACAAGAAGAAUCAGAUCCAAAUGCUGGUCGUUUUGUGAGAUAUCAGUUCACACCACAAUUUCUUAAGUUAAAAACUGUGGGUGCUACAGUUGAAUUUACUGUGGGAAACAAGGCUGUCAGCAAAUUCCGCAUGAUUGAGCGACACUUUUUUAGGGAUAAACUAUUGAAAAGCUUUGAUUUUGAAUUUGGCUUCUGCAUUCCAAACAGCAAGAAUACGUGUGAGCAUAUUUAUGAAUUUCCAACACUAGCACCUGAUCUUGUGAAGGAGAUGAUUUUGCAUCCAUUUGAAACCCGCUCAGACAGCUUCUAUUUUGUGGAUGAUCGCCUCAUUAUGCACAACAAAGCUGAUUAUGCAUAUGAUGGAGGAUUACAACAGUAAAUCUGUGUUGUUACAGUUUCUCCCCAACUGAAGCUGUGAUCAUUCUGAAAACUAAAAACAAACAAAAGAAAACAACAACAUAAAACAACUCACUCUUCAAAACUUCAUUCUCAUAAUUUGUACAUAAGUAUAAAUCUAUAAAUAUAUAUAUAUUUGUACCAUUUUUAUUUCAAACUUUUUUUAACACUGCACUUGUUUCUUAAAAAAUGACACCCUUUUUACUUUAGAAAGUACUUUUUUCUUGCUUUAUUGUGAUAAUAGUGAAAUAUAUUACAAGUAAAAUUUGAACUUAUAGUAUAGUACUCAUCUAUACGGUGAUAAAAAUUGGUAACAUACUGAAUGGAUCUUUCUAUGAUUUAUUUUGUGCAAGUAUUUUAUUGUUCACAAAUUGGUUCUAGGAGCAGAGGUAAACAAUGACUAAUAAUAACAACUAAUUCUUUGUCAGAUAAAGGUAAACAAAGAAAAAACAACAACACAGAUAACAGUAACUGGCAAAAUCAAUUAAUACAUCUAGAAUCAACUUGCAAUGAAAAAUCUUUGGAAACUGAAGAUUUAUUAAAUCUCACUUCAUCAUACGUCCUGAUGACAUAUUUAUUUACUAUGUUGGAGUCGAGUCUACUCUUAAUACAGAACAUGUUGCUAUGAAUUUUAUGCAAUGGCCAGCUUAGAUACUAAUACUUUCUAGGAAACUUAUUUUUUGACCAAUUCUGACGUUUACAUGUUCUUCAGCAGCAUGUUCAACAUAUAAGUCUACUUUAGCAAGGCUGUGAUAGUUAUUAUAUAUCAUUGUUCCACAAGAAGUUAUUCACAAAUGCAAUUACACCUCUGUAAUGACUUCAUUGGUGAAUGUAGAGGAAGUAAUCACUGUGAUGUGUAUAAAAAAGGUACUUGCCUGACCCUUAUUCAUCUCUCAUCCCUUAGUUCAGGAUAAAAUUCAGAAGUUUCUGUUUCCUUUCUGCGUAUAUUAUCAAAGUAGAAAGUACACAACUUGAUUUUUAAACGGAAAGGUUUUUUGAAAGCAAUUUUUCUUAAAGUAUGUUGAGGGACCAUAAAAGUAAUAUUUCAUUAUUUUGUGCUGAAAGGAAAUUAUAGUUAGCUUUCAAUAUUCACCUUUGGUAUGGCAUUUUAAUUCCAAACAUUUCUAUGCCAUCAUAAUGCAAGGAAUUCAUGUUUUUCUGGUGGCGAAUGCUGGGGGAGGAAAGGGGGGGAUCUCUCUCAGUUCGGAGUUUGUGAUGUGAUUUGGUCAAUGUUUACCUCUACAGUGUAACAAAUGUGAUAAUGAAAGAAUCAACACGUACAAUAUUGUACUUCUAUAAAAUACAGUCAUAAUUAUGUGUAUGAACUUAGCACAAUCUGUUACACACUCUCAUUACAGUAUACAUUAGUCUGUGAUCAUCCUUCUUGCCCUAUUGAGUGAUUUAGCAGAUGUUUAAAUAUCUUUGGCAAUGAUCAAUUAAUUGAGUUAACUUUUAUGAAAGGAUUUAUGAAAUAGAAUAUGAGUAUGUCAAUGCUGAAUGAUAGCUGCAUCCUUCUAUCUCUAAGGAAUAUAAAAGCAGGCAUCUAAGAAAGACUCGGUUAAAGUAAUAUAGAACUUUAGAGGGCAUAGCACUUUAACAAUUUUAUUAGCUGAGUGAUUCCUGAUUAUUGGAAUGCUAAGAUUAACCUUGUGUGAUAUUUAGUUUGUAAGAUCAAUCUCAAACAAGUAAAAUAUUUGGUUAACAUUUCCUAUGACUAGUAAAAAUAAUUAAUUAUGUAAAUAUUUCAAAUUCUAUUGGUAUUCGCAUUAUUAAACAAAUUUGAAACAUUCAAAAUGUACUCUUUAUUUGCACUUUCAGAAAAGAUUGUUGUUUCAUUUCUUCUGUUUUGUAACUAUUUCAUUUAGAGAUACCUUUGUGGUAAUCUAAGAAAUGCUGGAUACAUGCUAAUGACUGGUUGUCAUGAAUCUGUUGAUAAUAAAUUUCUACGUUGAAAAGACAAAGAAAAUGUGACAAAUAUACAAAGCAAGGUUGCAUGUGAUCAACUUUUAAUUGGUCAUUGUCAGUGUUUUUCAGUAGAUGUAUUGAUGUUUUUGAAAUGCAACCUAUUGAAUCGUUAUUAUAACAAAAGGAAUUGCUGAAUAACUACUGUAGUAAUUUUAGUUGUACAUACAUUUUUUCAGUUGUAAAUAUGCUGUUGAGGUGGUUUAGAUUAUAGUUUAUCCUAUUUCAAUUUGUUGUAUUAUCAUGAAACAACACGGGUUGUCCAUAAAUUACAUAAGCCUAAGCAAGUAGAGAGAGUUUCAGGCAGCAUUACUUUUAGUAGCUGCUAGUUUGGUGUUACUUAAUACUGAUAUUACUUAACUUCUUUUUUUUUAAUAUUUGCUGAAACAGUUACUUUCAUUCAGUCUUAUUUUAAAAUAUUAACAAAUUAAAUUCAAAAGUUAUGUUACAUUAACAAAUUAAGAAGUGUUGAUAAUUGUUACAAUAAAUGUUAAUAUUUUUUCAGCAAUAAUAUAUUGAUUGAAUCUGUUAGAUUAUGAACAAAAUGUUCAAAACUGAACCUUACAUGUUCUCGAAUCCAAUUGAAGGGGCAUAGUAGCUUUUGCCCAUGUAUCAUCCACAAUGGUGAGUGCCUGGCUUGUCGGAAAAUUUCUUGCCAAGUGUCCUUCCUUAAAAAUUGUCUCUGACCUUAAUGUUAGGUGCUAUCAGCAUUACCAACAAAUUCUUAUUUAAAUUAACAUAAAUUUUAGCACAAAUAAUAAUGCAAAUUGAUUUACUGCUAUAUGUUUUAUUUUACCUUAUUGUAAGGGGGAGGGUCAAAAUAAUCAGCAUUUGCAUAACAUUAUGUAAUUUAUGGUUGACCUUGCUGGACUUUUUAAAGUUAACAUUGAAAUUCACAUUUUUAUUUGCAUGUGCAAUUUGAGAAAUAUGUGUUGUUAAUUACACAAAACAAAUUGAAAAUGAAAUUCUUUGACCAAGUUUCAUAUCCCUGUCCAAGCUUGUUACAAUGUUUUCCCCUUAUAUUAAUGCAAAUUGUUUACAUAUGCAUAAGUGUAUGUAGUAUUUUACAGAAAAUAGUGAUUUUUGUGUAUCAUUUUCGUCCAUUUGUCCGUCUCAUCAGCUUGCACAGUCCAUAUGCCGUACUGUCCAGUCUCUUUGUAAUUGUGUUGCAAUGAAAAUUUGUGUUGGUUAUUUAAUGCAUACAACAUAGUACCAUGAAUUUUAUAAAAUUAUCUUAAUGAUAAAUAGUUACAUUAUUCUUAAAACAAAAAAUAUUUUUUAAUGGUGCAUGGGCAUAGGAUGAAAUUCAAAAAGUAGAAAUGGCUUACUGUUAAAGACAAUUUGGGUGUAUUUAUAAUAAUCAAACCUGCCUUUCCAGUUCCUUGAUCAGUUUAUUUAUCUAGUUCAAUAUAAAUUAACAUGACAUUUGAAUUUUAAAUCUCGUAGGCAUGAUAGAAGCAUUUAGAACUGAAAAUUUGUGACUAAACAGUUUGAAGUAAAUGAGAAAACUAUCAUGGCUAAACACGAGGGAAAAUUUUUUAACUUUUUUCUGCCUUCCAUAUUAAAAUGUAAUUGGAAGAAAUAAUCUCACAUUGGAAAUCUUGUGGACAAAAAUGAAGUCUGGUUCAAGUGAGUGCCUACUUUGUAAAAACUUAAAUAUAUCAAGAAAAUGUUUCUGCAGGUUGGAAGGAAUGUAAAGGACAUCGAGGAGGCACAACAAUUCUUGGUUCUGAUGCCCAUGUUCGGAAUUUUGUUUUCUGCUUGCUAAAUUUUUUUAAAUAUUGUUUCAGAAGGAAAUAUAUUUUCAAAGACAUAUUUUACAAGUCUGUAGCUAUUUGAAAUGAUCUUAUAUUAAUUAGCAGAAUUGAUUGUACAACACUACAUAAAAUAUGAACUAUUUUAGAUGUGUAAAAUGUGUCUUUAGAUGUUGUUGAGUGAUUAAUAUUUAAACUUAUUGCCAAAGUGGUUAAAAAGGUUUGUGUGAAAUAUUGUGUGACUGAACAUUGUUCAAAUAUCCAUAAUAUUAUUGCGAGAGUUGUCAGUAUAGACAUAUGAUGUUAUUAAUUGUAGUUCAAGUUCCUGUGGAUGGUAAUAUUCAUUUACAUGAUUGAAAUUAAUUUUUUAUUCUUCUGGUUAUGUUCCAUGACUUACUCUCAGUAAAAAAUUUUAUUUUGUAAUAAUGAAUGAUGUACAAGGCAAGUAAAGUGCAAGUGCAUUCUUGUUUGGCAUUGAUAUGAAAUAUGGAAUGGAAUAAUGAAAUGAAAUCAAUGCAAAGAAUGUUAUUUAUAAUUAUAGAUAAGUGUCGGAGUUAUUGAAUAAACUUUGUAAUUACUUUUCAAAAGCAUGUGUAUCUAAGUGUAGUGACCGAUUUGGAAACUCCUGAUUAUGAUUCAUGGCCAGCAAAUUAAAAAGUUUCUCAAGCUGGUAAUGGAAACUAAUUCUUAUUUUUGACUAUUUGGAAUUGAAUAAUACUAACACGGAAUGAUUGUACCAAUCUAUUUUCUAAUUAUAAAUGCUUCAUAUAUUUUUUAAAUUGGUUUGUUCUUAUUUCUAAAUUUGAAAUACAAGCCAAAGAGCUUUCAGAAGCAGGUAAAAAAAAACUACUUUAAUUGUCUUUCUUGACGCACAGUUAUAAUAUAAUUUGUUGUUUGUUUCAUUUAAAUGCAUUUCCAAAGUAUUAAUUUUACUUAAAUAAUGUAAUAAUUAACUUAAUGAUAUUAAUCACAAAAGGAGUUCAUCUUGUGCCUUAAUAUGGAAUUAUAUGCUAAAUUACAUCUAUUAAUAAAAGAAGAAAGAUCAAUUGUAUCGCUUUGAAUAAGCUUUUACAUUGAGUUGUGCAUAUCAUGUUUACAACUUCUAUUUCAAUUUUCAACUGACUAAAAUAUCUUAAGAGUUGCAAAUAAAUAUGAUUAUCAGAAAGAGCAAAUUUUAAAUAAGGAAAUAUCAGGUAUUCUUGAAUUUCAUUUUGAUGUCAAAUGCUUUAUGUUAUUUUUACUUACAGUCAAAGGAGAAGUUUAUUAAGUCUGUAUAGCAUUAAGUGUAUCAAAUUAAUUGAAGAAAUUAUUUGUGUUAAGAUUGUUGAACAAUAAUUGAAUAAUUUCUUACCAAAAUGAUUUAAAAAAAUAUUGUUUAAUAUUAAGAUGUAAUGGAAAUUUAUUCACUAGCACAAUAUGAUCAUUUGUGAUUCUCUUAGAAAAUGUGAAUUUAAAAUGCUGCUAAUGAAAUUGAUUGAGAUUUAUUAGUGAGAAAUUUAGAUUUCAAACUUUCAGUGAAGUCAUGUAUAAUACACUGCAUUAAAGAGCAUGAGCAAUAUUUUGAAAUUGAAAUUCUGUAAACAACUCACGAGUGGGUUUCCCAAAUACUGAAUCGAUACUAAUGUGAUGGUUCUGCAAAGUAAAGAAUGCAUUUAUGUAUAGUGAUGACAAAUACUUUAUACAGAAAAAAAUUACAGUGCUGGAGAUAUUUCUUUCUUUCUAGAAAAAAAUUGUUAAAAAUGUAAGAGGAAACAAUUUCACUAUAAUGUAUUUUCAUUUAUAUAAGAGUAAUAAGUUUUGAGAUAGACAUGAUGAAUAUUUUUUGUGUGAAGUGUUUGGUGAAGUGAACUCUUUAUAUGUCAACAGAGGGAGAAAAAUAGAGUAUUCUUGGAAUUUUUAAUUUUUUCAAGAUACAUAUGUUUGUUGUUUUCAGUUCAUGUUGUCAACAUAUAUAAGUAUAUUUGGAAAUAUUUAUGAUUUUUUGAUUUGAGAACACUUUCCUUCUUUUUUUUCUUUGAAUCCUUUUUGUUGUGUAAAUAGGCCUUGAAUAUCAGUAUUUCAGGUCAGGUAUUUCAGAGCUUCAAAGUGAGCAAUAGGAAAUUAAAAGAGUUGGGCAAGCAUUGCAUUGCGUAUAAGCACAUACCUAUUUCAGUGUGAUGAUUCUGCACUAGUAACUUUGUACCUAUAAAGAUUUGUCAUUUGUGUUUAAAUCUAUAUUACAUGGUGCAAAAAUAUUCAUUUCAGUACUGUUGUUUCAGAGAUCAACAUGAAAGAAAUGCAUUUAGUAUGGUGCUAGCACAAAAAUUGAAUUGCAAAUAAAAUGACAUUUGCUUUUACAGUAAUCAUUUCUGAAACACUGUCACGGGAAAUGCAUUGUGUUUUCUUGUGUACAAGAGAUGAUGAGUGAGCCUCCGAGAUAGCUUGAAUGAGAAAACUUUCCAUUCCAAUGACUAGGACAUUUUGGAAAUGUUUAGCAAGUAAUAAUCUCAUACUGGGUUCACAUUGUAUAACUAAAUAUACAUGUGUCAGUGUUGUGUAUUAUUAUCUUCAAAUGAGGCCUGUUGGAAUUUCUUUUGAAUUUUAUAAUGAAGUGCAUUUAUUAGUGUAUAUGGGGUCAGAUAAGAACUGUCUUAUAGCUACCAAAGAACAAGUUGUCUUUUGAACAAAGAGAAGGUACUAUUCUUAGGACAGAGUGGCUGUUGUGCUAGCAGUUGUAAGAACUGAUAAAGAGAGUAUGUAUGAAACUAUGUAAAUUGAAUCAUUAAAGUUGAAGUUUGAACCCA